GAAAAGUGCAUUAUAUUAUCUCUCGAUAAAUCGGAUCUAGAAAAGUGGGAGAUAACAAACUAGUGAAUUGUAAUGCUUAUUAUUCAUCGUGGAAAUUCUGUAACUUCCCAUUGCGAUCUUAGCAGUGAGAGCCAUGAAAGUUCUACACUACCUUGCAUCACUAAUCCUCGUGUUGACGUCAUCAGCUUUACUUGAUAAUUCUGAUGUUGGCAACAGACGAAUGCUAUUAGAUGAUGCAAACUUCGAUAAUUCGCGACUACAAGCACUGGAACAUCAAUUUCAAACUCUUCAAUCACAGAUGAACUCGAAAAUAAUGGAACAAGAUGCUGAAAUUCAAGCCUUGAGAGCAACUCUUUCAAAUUUUGAGAAUUCUAGAGUUCGACUUGGAACUACUUACAUACGAUGGGGAAAGAAGUCGUGUCCAUCGGUGAAUGGGACCACAACGGUUUAUUCAGGUAUGGCCGGUGGAAGAAACUUUGACGAAAAAGACGGUGGCAUCAACACUCUAUGUUUACCUCUCAAUCCGGAGAACGCCCCUAGUGGUGUUUCUUCCUAUGUACAUUCCGGACGACUGUAUGGAAGUGAAUACGAAUUCUCCUAUAGAAACAUUGCUAUGGACGAUGACGUUCCCUGCGCCGUCUGUCAUUCCCUAUAUGCUUCGUCAUCAAUUAUGAUUCCCGCGAAAAGGUCAUGCCCCUCGAACUGGAUGAAGCAGUACGACGGAUUUUUGACCUCUGAAGCACACUAUACCAAUCACAAUGCCGCCGACUUCUUGUGUGUCGAUAGCAAUCCAGAGUAUGCCACCGCUGGGUCGCGACAACACAGCUCUAAUGGAAGGUUAUUCUACACUGUACAGGCAGUGUGUGGUUCUCUCCCCUGUCCGCCCUACAGAAGCUCACAACCAAUCGCUUGCGUUGUCUGUACCACUUAAACCAUUGCUUACAAAUAAAUAAAAAUAAAACAAA
Molecule: messenger RNA, 965 nt
Organism: Ostrea edulis (European flat oyster)
Lineage: Eukaryota; Metazoa; Mollusca; Bivalvia; Ostreida; Ostreidae
Product: short-chain collagen C4-like
Exons: 3
Coding region: 134-931 (265 amino acids)
Source: RefSeq, a predicted model, not a curated record